AUGUCUCCUCCCGUAGCCACCGAGUCCAUGUACAAGCCUACCACCAUUGGCACCCAAGCUCACGACCAAGCUUUGGCUGCCAUGAAGUCUAACCAGGCUGUCCCCGCCAAGCCAGUCUUCAAGCCCGAACCAGCCGUGAACUUGGAGACCAUCAAGUUCGCUCCUAUCAAGGAGCACCAAGUUCAACGCGCCAUGGUCCGCCGCUACUUCCAAGACAUGGAGGAGCGUGCUAUCUCUGACGUGAUCAUCGUCGGAGCCGGUUCGGCGGGAUUGUCGUGCGCCUAUGCGCUCGGCAAAGCGCGCCCCGAUCUCAAGAUCACCAUUCUCGAGAGCAACGUCGCUCCGGGUGGUGGCUGUUGGUUGGGUGGCCAAUUGAUGAGCGCCAUGGUGUGUCGAAAACCCGCCGAUAAGUUCUUGGAUGAAGUUGGCGUACCUUACGAGGAUGAAGGAAACUUUGUCGUCGUCAAGCACGCUGCUUUGUUCACAUCUACCGUCUUAUCGAAAGUCUUGGCGAUGCCCAAUGUCAAGAUGUUCAAUGCCACCGCAUGCGAGGACUUGAUCAUCAAGCCUUGUCCAAUCAACCCGGGCGUUCAACGAGUCGCUGGUUGUGUCACUAACUGGACCUUGGUCUCCCUUAACCAUGACCACCAAUCAUGCAUGGACCCCUCGACCAUCACAGCUCCACUCGUCUGUUCUUUUGCCGGUCACGACGGCCCGUUUGGCGCGUUCUGCGUUAAGCGUAUCGCCUCUGCUGGGUUGAGCGAAGGACUCGGAGACAUGCGUCCUCUUGACAUGGAACGCGCUGAGGACCACAUCGCCAACAAGACUCGUGAAAUCGUCCCCGGAUUGAUCGUCGGUGGAAUGGAAUUGAGCGAGUUUGACGGAAGUGCUCGAAUGGGACCUACCUUCGGUGCCAUGUUACUCUCUGGUAAGCGAGCCGCCGAAGUAGCCCUUCAAUCCCUUGGACGCGUCAAAGUUGAAGAAGGCGAAGUUGUUGCCUCGGCCAAGUGA
This is a messenger RNA of Puccinia triticina, 1011 nucleotides long. RefSeq lists its product as uncharacterized. The transcript is spliced from 8 exons. The record is from RefSeq and is a predicted model, not a curated record. NCBI's taxonomy places the organism in Eukaryota, Fungi, Basidiomycota, Pucciniomycetes, Pucciniales, Pucciniaceae. Gene Ontology annotation, biological process: thiamine biosynthetic process. Bases 1 to 1011 code for a protein of 336 amino acids.